Elgaria multicarinata webbii is the source of this 1430-nucleotide messenger RNA. It is a transcript of the gene DNAJC8, whose product is annotated as DnaJ heat shock protein family (Hsp40) member C8. Bases 36 to 788 code for a protein of 250 amino acids. Gene Ontology annotation, cellular component: nucleus. The transcript is spliced from 9 exons. The record is from RefSeq and is a predicted model, not a curated record. Lineage: Eukaryota; Metazoa; Chordata; Lepidosauria; Squamata; Anguidae.
UGGAAGGGGGCGCGCAGCGUCACGUGGUGUAAGAGAUGGCGGCUCCCGGGGAGCGAGAGGCGGGCGGCGCUGCCGAGGAGGCGUUCCUCACCUUUUACACGGAGGUAAAACAAAUAGAAAGGCGAGACUCUGUUUUAACAUCCAAAAACCAGAUUGAGAGACUCACUAGGCCUGGAGCAUCCUAUUUCAAUCUGAAUCCAUUUGAGGUGUUGCAGUUGGAUCCUGAAGUUACAGAUGAAGAGAUAAAGAAAAGAUUCCGUCAGUUGUCCAUAUUGGUGCAUCCUGACAAAAACCAAGAUGAUCCUGAAAGAGCACAGAAGGCAUUUGAAGCUGUCGACAAAGCAUACAAGUUGUUGCUGGACCAGGAACAAAAGAAGAGAGCCUUGGACGUGAUACAGGCUGGGAAGGAAUAUGUGGAGCACAUUGCAAAAGAGAAAAAGAAACAGUUAAAGAAGGAAGGCAAGCCAACCAACAUAGAAGAGGAUGAUCAAGAAGUAUUCAAGCAAGCAGUCUACAAACAGACAAUGAAGCUCUUCGCAGAACUUGAAAUUAAAAGGAAAGAGAGAGAAGCAAAGGAAAUGCAUGAGAGGAAGCGACAGAGAGAAGAAGAAAUAGAGGCUCAAGAGAAAGCCAAGCGUGAGCGAGAGUGGCAGAAAAACUUUGAGGAGAGUCGGGAUGGACGCGUGGACAGCUGGAGGAACUUCCAGACAAAAGCAAAAGGGAAGAAAGAAAAGAAAAAUAGGACCUUUUUGAGGCCCCCCAAAGUGAAGAUGGAGCAACGUGAAUGAGCCAGGUUCUUCCAGGCUCCAGUGGACACUCUGUAUCGCCACGUUUUAACCCCUUCUUGCUUUUCCAGUAGGAUCUUUGUUUUCAGUAUGAUUGAAUCUUGGUCAAAGUAUUUUCUGUCCUCUGCCCGUUUGCCUGAGGUUCAUGGUGUGAUGUCCAGGGCCAAACCUACUGCUCUUAGAACCCUUGGCUAACUUAGGAAGACACCACCAUCGCAUUUACUUGUAGUCCCUGUAAUUUAAUGUUCUGUAUUCCAAGGAUUUUGCUGUUCAAAUUGCCAUCAGGUCUCUUAACUUGUACAAGUGUCCAGCUCCAUGGCAAGUCCUGAAAGUGGGGCCUGGUGACUCCCCGUCUCGUCUAGGCCAGUUGUCAAGUUUUCAUUUGCUUCCAUUUCCGCUUGUCGGUAGUGAGAGUUGAAGCCUGGAAUGGAGAUAUGUAGUUGGACUUUGCGGAAGUUCCCAACUCAGCUGCAUGGAGCUGAAAUGAUCCCCUGGCUCUGAUUCACAGCUUGGCAACUCCUGGGUUCCGGGAUUGCAGAUGGGUGACUGGCCAUUCAACACCACCACCCCUGUAAAUAAAAAGAAUUGCAUUGAGUAUUCUAUUAGUGGCAAUGUUCUGUAUGUAAAAUAAAUUUUUACCCAAAA